AACAUAGAACUCAUAAUAAAAAUCAAUCUCCGUACAUACACACACGCCUUUCUUUUUCUCUCUCUUUUUUUUUCUUUUAUCAUCUUACCCCCUCCCCUUUUUUGUAUGACUUGAUGUCAUCCAACUACCAUUUACCAACUAUUGCGGCAGUAGCAGGGUUUGCACUUGCUGCUUCAAGUUAUGUUUUGUCUACCAACAACAGCUUUGAGUCAAAAAAGAGAAGAAGAAGAAUACGAUCUAAAAUUCAAAAAGAACGUGAUGGAAAAUAUAUCCUUGGUCUUGUAAACUCACAAAACUAUUGCUUUGUGAACUCUGUCUUACAAGCAUUUGCUACUCUGUCUAGUUUACGUUCUUAUCUUGCUGAACGUGUGGAUGAACAAGGAGAUGAAUCAGCGCCUGCUGUUCCUCAAAAUGAAUUUAUUUUACAAUCUGUUGCUUGUGCACUUUAUGCAACUAUUGAGCUUUUGAAUAGACCCUUACCCAAGCCAAGAUCCAUUACUCCCUCAGAUUUCUUGACUGCUUUAGAAAGAAAAUCAGGCGGUACGAUUAACCGUGAACAACAAGAUGCCCAUGAACUGUUUCAAAUUAUAUCCAGUGUAUUGACUGCAGAAGAAGAGAUUCAAUAUAAAGAAAAUGCCGCCUCCUUAUUAGAUGCUACAACCCUCCGAGGAUUUGCAGUAGGAGAGAAUGAUCCUAAUGGUGAUAAUUUCGAAACAUCCUCUGUGUCUUCAUUUGGCACAACAGCUUCCAUGUGGAGUUCAUUUUCAGUAUGUACAGUAGGUGGACAUUUACGUCCAAGACGCAAGAGCCCAAGAAAUCCAUUUACUGGCUUAGCUGCUUCCAAGAUCAGUUGUAUUAAUUGUGGAUAUACAGCACCUAUAAGACAUCAUACGUUUGAUAAUAUAUCUUUAACUGUUCCUCAGACUCCAAGUUGUACUUUAGAAAGCUGCUUAAAAACCUAUACAAAAGUCGAUAUUUUAACAGACUACCAAUGCAGAAAAUGUUCAUUGGUUGCCACAUUAGAAUCCUUAACAAAAGAAUUAGAGACAGUUCAAGAUGAAGAAAAAGCUACUAAGUUACGUAUAGAUAUAGGCAGAAUAAAAGAUGCUUUACGGUCUAAUGUAGAAGCGACUUUGUAUGAUAUCUCAUUAUGCCCGCCAAAAGAUGCCCCUCGUACAACAAAACAAACCAUGUUUGCUAACCCACCUAAAUCGUUAUGUCUGCAUCUCUCUCGAAGUAUUUACCAUCCUUCUGGUAUCAUUCAAAAAAACCAUAGCCAAGUCGAAUUCCCUGAAUACCUUGACUUGGCUCCUUAUACAACCAAUGGCUAUCUCAACACUUCAGAACCCACUGCUUCCUUGAGUUCACCACCUCCUACACCUGUCUUACCACACACACGUACCAGUCGUACAAGUCUUGUUUAUUUGCGUAACAUGACGGGUGGUCAUCGAUUCACUCACUCUCAUCAAGACGGUCUUGGUGUUGCUUUACUCGGCAACACAAAAGAUAUAGCAGAUCGUCCUGUUCAAAACGCAUUGCCUUCCAUUGUGGUGCCUGUAACUCGUGCGAUUCAGUAUCGAUUGUGUGCUGUCAUUGUUCAUUAUGGUAAUCAUGAUUCAGGUCAUUUUGUAACCUAUCGCCGUAAAAAGCUACCUACAGGACAUGAAGUCAGAAGUCCCUUGGGCGAUACUAAGCCUCGACCUCCUACUAAGUUUUGGCGUUGUAGUGAUGAAGUGAUUGAAGAAGUCGAUCUGGACACUGUGUUAAAGAGUGAGGCAUACAUGUUAUUUUAUGAGCGCGAAUAAAUUAUCUAUAAAUUAUCUUUUAUUGAUUGACAAGCAGUUCAUUUGAGAUCAAUAUGAACCAUUCCAAAGAACUGACAAUACAAAGCAUAUCAUCUCAACAACACUAAAUAAAAAACAGACAAGAG
Molecule: messenger RNA, 1930 nt
Organism: Gilbertella persicaria
Lineage: Eukaryota; Fungi; Mucoromycota; Mucoromycetes; Mucorales; Choanephoraceae
Exons: 10
Coding region: 114-1805 (563 amino acids)
Biological process (GO): protein deubiquitination
Cellular component (GO): nucleus; cytosol
Molecular function (GO): cysteine-type deubiquitinase activity; cysteine-type endopeptidase activity
Source: RefSeq, a predicted model, not a curated record